Molecule: messenger RNA, 807 nt
Organism: Apiotrichum porosum
Lineage: Eukaryota; Fungi; Basidiomycota; Tremellomycetes; Trichosporonales; Trichosporonaceae
Gene: TRM8
Product: tRNA (guanine-N(7)-)-methyltransferase (tRNA(m7G46)-methyltransferase)
Exons: 4
Coding region: 1-807 (268 amino acids)
Biological process (GO): tRNA methylation; RNA (guanine-N7)-methylation
Cellular component (GO): tRNA methyltransferase complex
Molecular function (GO): tRNA (guanine(46)-N7)-methyltransferase activity
Source: RefSeq, a predicted model, not a curated record
AUGUCCAAGCGGUCCCACCAAGUCAUGGAUGCCCCAGGCCCCUCAGAGCCGCUCCUCCGCGAGCCCCAAAAACGGUUCUACCGCCAGCGCGCUCACGCCAACGUCUUUGUUGACCAUGAGCUCGACUACCCCGCGUCGCCUGACCAGAUGGACUGGUCGCUCCACUACCCCAACUACUUCCCCGCCAAGGACGGCCAGGACUUGAAGCAGGUCGAGUGGGCGGACGUUGGCUGCGGUUUCGGCGGUCUCCUCAUGGCCCUUGCCCCCCAGUUCCCCGACACCGUCAUGUUGGGAAUGGAGAUCCGCGUGUCGGUGACACAGUACGUCGCCGACCGUAUCGCCCACGCCCGCCAGGCCGCCAUUGUUGCCCCCGAGGGUGCUGAGGAGAAGAAGCCCGGUGGCUUCCAGAACGUCUCGGUCAUCCGCGCAAACUCGAUGAAGCACAUGCCCAACUUCUUUGCCAAGGGCCAGCUGUCAAAGAUCUUCUUCCUCUUCCCCGACCCCCACUUCAAGGUCCGCAAGCAGAAGGCGCGCAUUGUCACCACUGCCCUGUUGGCCGAGUACGCCUUUGUCCUCCGCCCUGGAGGCAUUCUCUACACUGUCACGGACGUGAAGGACCUCCACGAGUGGAUGGACCACCACCUCCGCAAGCACCCGUCGUUUGAGUACAUCCCCACUGAGGAGCUCGCCGACGACCCCAUCCUUCUCGCCGCCAAGACUGCCACCGAGGAAGGCCGCAAGGUCGAGCGUAACGGCGGCGACAAGUGGGUCGCGUGCUUCCGUCGUCUUCCCGACCCCGAGGAGUAA